Equus caballus (horse) is the source of this 8510-nucleotide messenger RNA. RefSeq names its product ankyrin repeat domain containing 50 (gene ANKRD50). Gene Ontology annotation, molecular function: protein binding. The record is from RefSeq and is a predicted model, not a curated record. NCBI's taxonomy places the organism in Eukaryota, Metazoa, Chordata, Mammalia, Perissodactyla, Equidae.
AGCGCUGAGAGGGAGGGGAGGGGCCAGAGGAGGGGCCACGGGCGGGGCCGGCGGGCGAAGAAAGGCCGAGCGGCCGGGGGCGGGGCCGGGGCCGGGGGCGGGGCCGCGGAGUGGGGCGGGGCGGGGCGGAGCGGGCCGGGCCGGGCUGCCUGAGACAGUCAGUGCCCUGACGGCGGCGGCAGCGGCGGCGGUUGGCCGGUGGGGGUUGGGAGGAGCGCGAGGCAGGCUGCUGGGGCAGCUGGAGCUGGCAGUUGCCGGGGCCGAGAGGAGGCUCUGCAGCCGGGAGCGUGCUCGAGGCCGGGCGGCGGAGGCGGCUGCAGCGCGCGUCCGGGGAGCGCUGGCGGCGGCGGCUGCUCAGCGAAGCAAGUGUCUGAGCCGAGAGGCGGCUACGGCGGCCACGGCGGCUGGGGCCGAGUUACUUAUGGAAAUUGUUGAUUACUCGGACAUCUUAAACUGAGAAACCUGUGAACAGGUUCAUUAAGAAUCUGCUAUUUUGAAAAAAUGCAUUUUCUGAAUGCUUUGAGCUAGAAGGUGUUCACGGUGGUCUGUCAUUUCUGCAACAUAAGAGACCGUAAUAGAGUUCCCUCUCUGGCACUUGCCCAGAUGUCUGAAACUGGCAAGGUCUAGUACUUUGAGUGACUGUCCUUCAACAAGAAGUACAGAGCUACCUACCUACUGUAUAAAUGUAAUCUUUGUGAUGACACUUACUAUAAUGGACACCUUUUCUGCAUCUAAUUUUCAGAUACAGAAUUAACACUUGGAAUCUGGAGAAGCGUCUUGUACAAAUUGAAAGAUUGGGCUUUCUCUUUAGUUUUCCAGAUGUAUUGUCUCAUCUGCAUACUUGAAACAUCCACAAUCACAUAAACUCCACAUGUAACCAUGGAGUUAUGUGACCCAUCAAGAUAUAGGAAAAGGGUUGCCAAGCUUUGGAACCAGGCAACUUUCCACCAGUUCAACAAUUAAACUAGUACAUUCUCUGCUGAUAAUCAAGAAUAAAGAGCCAAAUAAAGUCAUGCACAUUCUAUUGGCAAGUGGACUCUAGGGCUGUUGAACUUUACUGUAGCUGGUUACUCUGUCAUUCAGAGUCAACCUAGUAUGCAAGUUAUGUCCUAAUGGAUGUAAAGACCUGUGUUGAUGUAUCCAGAUUCUAGCAAAUGUUGAAGAUAAGAAACCUAUUAUGACUAAUCCUUGGGAAGAGAAAGUCUGCAAAAUGGCUCAAACGAGUUUACUGCAGGGGAAGCAGUUUUACUGUAGGGAGUGGGUUUUCCACAAGCUUCAGCAUUGCCUCCAGGAGAAAUCUAACUGCUGCAAUAGUACUGUCAACACACCGUCCCUUGUCAUGAAUUCUGGGAAUAAUGCUAGUGUUGUCUCUGGAAAAGGAGCUGCCUGGGGUGUGUUACUGGUGGGAGGGCCUGGCAGUGGCAAGACAGCUCUGUGUACUGAGCUCUUGUGGCCGAGCUCACCUACAAGCUUGCAGAGAGGUUUACAUCGCCAGGCUUUGGCCUUUCAUUUCUGCAAAGCCCAGGACUCUGAUACUUUGUGUGUUGGAGGGUUUGUUAGAGGCCUGGUUGCCCAGAUCUGCCGCAGUGGACUACUCCAAGGAUAUGAGGACAAGCUAAGGGACCCAGCCGUCCAGAGCCUCCUACAGCCCGGGGAGUGUGAGAGAAACCCAGCCGAAGCAUUUAAAAGGUGCGUUCUUCUCCCUCUUUUGGGAAUGAAGCCUCCCCAGCAAAGCCUGUAUCUUCUGGUCGAUUCUGUUGAUGAAGGGUGUAACGUUCCUGAAGGGGAACAGACAUCUACCAGCUUAUCUGGGACUGUUGCAGAGCUUUUAGCUGGGCACCAUGAGUUCUUCCCACCAUGGCUACUGCUUCUCUGUUCUGCCCGAAAACAGAGUAAGGCUGUUACUAAAAUGUUUACCGGUUUUCGAAAAAUAAGUUUAGAUGACCUUCGGAAGGCGUAUAUUGUUAAGGAUGUUCAGCAGUACAUUCUUCAUCGUUUAGAUCAAGAAGAAGCUUUGCGACAACACCUCACAAAAGAAACUGCAGAGAUGUUAAAUCAACUGCACAUUAAAAGCAGUGGAUGCUUUCUUUAUCUAGAACGAGUCCUAGAUGGAGUUGUAGAAAAUUUUAUUAUGCUGAGAGAGAUUCGUGACAUCCCAGGAACUCUGAAUGGUCUGUAUCUCUGGCUCUGUCAAAGACUUUUUGUAAGAAAACAAUUUGCGAAGGUUCAGCCUAUUUUGAAUGUGAUUCUUGCAGCCUGCCGACCUUUGACUAUAACAGAAUUGUAUCAUGCAGUAUGGACCAAAAAUAUGUCAUUAACUUUGGAAGACUUUCAACGCAAGUUAGAUGUGCUCUCUAAACUGCUUGUUGAUGGACUAGGAAAUACGAAAAUACUGUUUCACUAUAGUUUUGCAGAGUGGCUUCUGGAUGUGAAACACUGCACUCAGAAGUAUUUAUGUAAUGCAGCAGAAGGACACAGAAUGUUGGCUAUGAGUUAUACCUGUCAAGCCAAGAAUUUAACACCAUUGGAAGCACAAGAAUUUGCAUUGCACUUAAUUAAUUCAAACUUACAGUUAGAGACAGCUGAGUUAGCUCUGUGGAUGAUCUGGAAUGGUACACCUGUCAGAGACUCCCUGUCUACUUUAAUACCCAAGGAACAAGAAGUGCUACAGCUGUUGGUUAAAGCUGGGGCUCAUGUCAACAGCGAAGAUGAUCGUACGUCAUGCAUAGUCCGACAAGCCUUAGAAAGAGAGGAUUCCAUUCGGACAUUAUUAGAUAAUGGAGCUUCAGUAAAUCAGUGUGAUUCAAAUGGAAGAACAUUACUGGCUAAUGCUGCAUACAGUGGCAAUCUUGAUGUAGUGAAUUUACUUGUCUCUAGGGGAGCAGAUUUAGAGAUAGAAGAUGCUCAUGGACAUACACCACUCACCCUAGCUGCUAGACAAGGACAUACCAAGGUGGUCAAUUGUUUGAUUGGGUGUGGAGCAAAUAUUAAUCAUACUGAUCAAGAUGGUUGGACAGCAUUAAGAUCUGCUGCUUGGGGUGGCCACACUGAGGUAGUCUCUGCACUCCUUUAUGCUGGCGUAAAAGUGGAUUGUGCAGAUGCUGAUAGCCGAACAGCUUUGAGAGCAGCAGCUUGGGGAGGACAUGAGGAUAUUGUACUGAAUUUGCUACAACAUGGUGCUGAAGUCAAUAAAGCUGAUAAUGAAGGUAGAACUGCUUUGAUAGCAGCAGCAUACAUGGGACAUAGAGAAAUUGUGGAACACCUGCUGGACCAUGGAGCAGAAGUGAAUCAUGAGGAUGUUGAUGGCAGGACCGCACUCUCUGUAGCUGCCCUUUGUGUGCCUGCAAGUAAAGGACAUGCAUCAGUCGUUAGCCUUUUAAUUGAUCGAGGUGCUGAAGUUGAUCAUUGUGAUAAAGAUGGCAUGACUCCACUGCUAGUAGCUGCCUAUGAAGGACAUGUCGAUGUGGUUGACUUGCUCUUAGAGGGGGGAGCCGAUGUGGACCACACAGAUAACAAUGGCCGUACACCCCUCUUAGCAGCAGCUUCUAUGGGCCAUGCUUCAGUUGUAAACACACUUUUGUUUUGGGGUGCAGCUGUGGAUAGCAUUGAUAGUGAAGGUAGGACAGUCCUCAGCAUAGCUUCAGCCCAAGGAAAUGUUGAGGUAGUACGUACUCUGCUGGAUAGAGGGUUAGAUGAAAAUCACAGAGAUGAUGCUGGAUGGACACCUUUGCACAUGGCAGCUUUUGAAGGUCACAGAUUAAUAUGUGAAGCACUUAUUGAACAAGGUGCUAGAACAAAUGAGAUCGAUAAUGACGGACGAAUACCUUUCAUAUUAGCCUCGCAAGAGGGUCAUUAUGAUUGUGUUCAAAUAUUAUUGGAAAAUAAAUCUAACAUUGAUCAAAGAGGUUAUGAUGGAAGAAAUGCACUGCGGGUUGCUGCAUUAGAAGGGCACAGGGACAUUGUUGAAUUGCUUUUUAGCCAUGGAGCUGAUGUUAACUACAAAGAUGCCGAUGGUAGGCCUACACUUUAUAUUUUGGCCUUAGAAAACCAACUUACAAUGGCUGAGUACUUUUUAGAAAAUGGUGCAAAUGUAGAAGCAAGUGAUGCUGAAGGAAGGACAGCACUUCAUGUUUCCUGCUGGCAAGGCCAUUUGGAAAUGGUGCAGGUUCUGAUAACCUACCAUGCUGACAUCAAUGCUGCAGACAAUGAGAAGCGAUCUGCCUUGCAGUCUGCAGCCUGGCAGGGCCAUGUCAAAGUGGUUCAGCUGCUGAUUGAGCAUGGCGCUGUAGUUGACCACACAUGUAAUCAGGGCGCCACGGCACUGUGUAUUGCCGCCCAGGAAGGACACAUUGACGUUGUGCAGGUUUUAUUAGAGCAUGGUGCUGAUCCAAACCAUGCUGAUCAAUUUGGACGCACUGCUAUGCGUGUUGCAGCCAAAAAUGGACAUUCUCAAAUAAUUAAGUUAUUAGAAAAAUAUGGUGCAUCUAGUCUGAAUGGCUGUUCGCCAUCUCCUGUUCACACAAUGGAGCAAAAACCUCUGCAAUCAGUGUCUUCAAAAAUGCAAUCAUUAACAAUUAAAUCAAACAGCUCUGGUAGUACUGGUGGAGGGGAUAUGCAGCCUUCCUUGCGUGGUUUACCUAAUGGGCCAGCUCAUGCGUUCAGCUCUCCUUCAGAAUCUCCAGAUUCUACUGUAGAUCGUCAGAAGUCAUCAUUGUCAAAUAAUUCCCUGAAAAGCUCAAAAAAUUCAUCUUUGAGAACUACUUCAUCUACAGCAACGGCUCAAACAGUGCCGAUUGAUAGCUUUCACAACUUGUCAUUUACAGAACAAAUUCAGCAGCAUUCAUUGCCACGCAGUAGAAGUCGACAGUCGAUUGUUUCCCCGUCUUCCACAACGCAGUCCUUGGGACAGAGCCAUAAUUCACCGAGUAGUGAGUUUGAGUGGAGUCAAGUAAAGCCCAGUUUGAAGUCAACUAAAACACAUAAAGGAGGGAAAUCAGAAAAUUCCAGUAAAUCUGGGUCAGCUGGGAAAAAAGCUAAACAAAAUAACUCUUCACAGCCAAAAGUUUUAGAAUAUGAAAUGACUCAGUUUGAUAAAAGAGGGCCUACAGCCAAAUCUGGGACUAGUGCCCCGCUGAAGCAAAUGCCAGCAGAAUCUCAGUGCAAAAUUAUGAUACCUUCAACUCAGCAAGAAAUUGGUCGAUCUCAACAGCAAUUUCUUAUUCACCAACAAAGUGGGGAGCAGAAGAAGAGAAAUGGAAUAAUGACAAAUCCAAAUUAUCAUCUUCAGAGCAACCAGGUUUUUCUCGGUAGGGUUUCGGUCCCACGAACAGUACAAGAUCGAGGGCAUCAGGAAGUGUUAGAAGGGUAUCCUUCCUCAGAGACGGAAUUAAGCCUUAAACAAGCCCUGAAGCUUCAGAUUGAGGGUUCUGACCCGAGCUUCAACUAUAAAAAGGAAACACCAUUAUAAAAGUUUCCUGGUCCGUGAAACAGAAGACGUUGUGAUUGGAGUGGUUCUUCAGCUACUGGAUGGAAGCAUAAAAUGCCUGUUGAUUUGCUGAAAAAAAAUGAAGAAUGUGCUAUCUGCAGUACAGUUACCUUACUUACUGUAAUGUGCCUCAAUAGUAAGGCUGCCUUCUCAGUGUAACCCUCUGUGCUUAAACAGUUUUAUUUUGUGUGCUUUGUAUUCACUACACAAGAAUAAGCACUUUUUUUGUAGUGCAGGUAUAUACUGCAGUUCCCUGAUAAAAGCUGAAAAAAUUUUUGAGUAAAGUUCUUUAAGUUAAGAUUUGAUAAAUGUGCAUGUGCCAUGAUCAAAUAUAUAUGAAAAGGCAGUGUUCCUUGUAUUUAUUUUUUUCUUUUUGUGGCAAACAAAACGUGAGCAUACUGUUUCAGUCCCAUUUGCAUUGUUGUAGCGUAUGGCUUGUUUCUUGUAUCUUUAAAAAUGUUGCUCAAUAAAAUAAAUCAACUAUUUUAUGUUUCUACACCUUCAGCAUUGGUUAAAAAUGAGUUUCUAUUUAAUGCCACAUUGAGGUGAAAAAAUGGUUUCUUGACAGAUUUUUUAAAAAUAACUUCUAGUAUUUUAGGGAGCUGCUCUAAGUAGUUUAAAUUUGGGUUUCCUGGUAGAAUCCUCCUAAUCUCCGGCUAAAGGUGUCAAAAUAACCCAAACCCAGACUCUGGGCAGAACAAAGUUCUGUCUCCUCCCCUGGGGUACAGUUUCACCUUCCACUCACUUGUCGUUCCACCUCCUAGCAGACGGACUGUCAUUCCUGAGGCGUGAGCAUUCUCAGGGCCAGAGCCAGCCUCAGUGCUGUGUGUGUAGAGGGAGACUCACCUGUCUAUCUGAGGGUAGAGUUUUGAUCCCUGAACAAUUCAUUGACUAGCCUUAUCUCGUCCAUCCAGCUAAAUAAAGUAAUUUACCAGUGUAAAUUUUAAUGCUGCUUCUCUUUCAGUUGUUUCUAUUUUGUAAAUCUCUUCGUGACUAAAAUAGCCCCCACCCAAAAUCAAUUGGAUCAAUUUUCGUGGUUAGUUGGAUGAAUAUUCUUGAUGAAUGUAACACGUUGCUGUCCUUCACAGAUGGCACCACUAACCUGUUGCUUAUAGCACAUUUGUAUUUUUUUAUUGGUGUUUGAUAAACAAUAGUGACGGAUUUGCAUUUUUCUGUCUACACACUCUUCUGUUUUCUUCUUUGGACAAUUGCUUGCAGGAUGACGGAAUGCCAGGGUUAAGGGUGGAAUCUGUGACCAAGGGAAACAAAGUUGACUGCUCAAAUGUGACCCACAGCCUUGGCCUCCUGGGUGGCCCCUGAACCAGUGAAGGUAGCUUAGAUGGGUUGUGUGUGUGUCUGGAAAGGUUCAGAUUCAUUGUUUAGAAGCCAAGUUUGAUCUUUGAAUAAGCCCUGAGAAUCUUACAAAACCCAGAAAUUCUAUUUUUUCCAUGUGCUGUUGAUGAGAAGGAGGAAUGAGGAAAGAGAAUUUAGAGAUUCAGCACAAAACCAUUGCUACUACUGGCAAAAAAAUCUUUAAAAACUGUCUUAGUAAUAGAGGUCAGUAAUGUCAUCUUCAUAUGUGAAGGACACACACGUGAUGCAUUGCUCACAGAAGUAGAAAGGUGUAAUUGGUUGUGAUAAAUGUUUCACUUGAAUCUUCAUGUAAGGCUUUUAUUUUUGCUUUUGUUUUUCAAAGUCAGCAAAACUCAUUCUGUUUAUGUCAUCAAGUCAUUUCAGGAAUAGGAGAUAAGUUCAAUUGAUAUUAAGGUGACAUGGCAAUAUUGAUAACUCGAAUGUGAAUGUUUCAAGUAUUGAAUUUUUGUCCCUAUGGGACAUUUAUUAAAUACACUUAAUAGGACUCUUGCAAAGUAGCCUUAAAAGUGUUGAUGAUUCUAUUAAUAAAUAUGAACACAUACUAUUAUUAGAACCAAUCUUACUCAUAUCUCAAAUACAGUACAUUUACAUUACUGUAGAGGAAGAAGCUGUAAUUUCUUAUUAGGUGUAUUUUUCUUUAGAAAGAGAACCCUGAAAGCUGCCAGUUUUUCUAUUAACCUUGAAUUAUUGGAAUUGUAUUUAUUUAAUUUUAUUGUUUUUUUACAAAAAUGCACCUUGUGGCCAAAGGGCAAAGAUAUGACUCAUUACAUAAGGGAUUUAUGUUUUUCAAAGAGCUAAAUGUUUUCAUAUCCAUUUUUAUAUAAACUUGAAACAGUUGGUAGGAAGAGAACCUCUUGGAAAAAUAAGAUUUUUCAAAAGUAAGUAUUCCUCUGGAUGUUUUUAUACUGAUUAUGUUUUGGAAUAGGACAGAAGUGGCUUUUCGUUAGGAUAAGGAUAAUGCCCUGCUCUGCCUGUUUGUUUUUGUGGGGGAUUUAAGACCAUGACUGAAAAUGGCUCUUGCUCCACUGAGAAGAGUAGAAAUAAGUCCCCCAAAUAUAAAACUCCUAAAUAACUAUUAGAAAAAUUAAAAUGUUUAAAUUUUGUAAAUCACCUGAUACCACUACACACCUGUGACGCCAUGUGCUUACAACAUUUUUGUAACAUUCCAUCUGUGCCCAUUCCCUAAAAGUCAUGAGUUGAUAGUAAGGGAAGUGACAAAAAAUGUAGUUAUGAAAAAUAAAACUCUGAAUGUUUGUAGGAAAGGUUUUGGAAGGAAAAUUGCAGAACUCAGUGUGUACUACAAAUACAAAAUACAACCAAUGUCCUUGUCCCUUGUCCUCACCCCCACCCCCACCAGAAUCAUCACUAAAAAUAGUUCACUACUUAAAAAACAGAAGUAAAUACUUUUCUCAAUAUUAUUUGGCUAUGCAAAUGUUUGUUUUGCUUGAUGUCCUCCAUUUACGCUUCUCAGCAAAUGUAGUUGCAGACAAAUGCUUUCUUUUUAUUUUUCCCUUGGUUCUGGGUAUGUAAAUAGCCUAAAAUGUACAUUGAAUUUCACAUUGUAAAAGUUUAUUUUAUUCCUUGUAUUAUAUUAAGCAAAAAUCCCUAUGUAUAUGAAAGUGCAUAAUAAAUAUAUUUGCUUUACAGAGGA